Fusarium sp. VM40 is the source of this 1269-nucleotide messenger RNA. NCBI's taxonomy places the organism in Eukaryota, Fungi, Ascomycota, Sordariomycetes, Hypocreales, Nectriaceae. The record is from the annotation of a GenBank genome assembly.
AUGCGGUACGAAGAUUGGGACGUUCUCCUUUUCGAACAAGAGUCCGGAGUUCCGUUUCGAGAAUUCAACGUGGCUUGCCAUGUCAUACAACAUGAGGAGUCCAUGAGCCCACACGCUUCUGCUCUUCCAACCGUUACAUGCUUUGUCCCCAGUCUCAAGGCUGGCACACCCUUUCGGAUUUCCAUCCACUCAUGGAAACCGAUUGUUCGCCAGCUUAUUGAAGACGGCGAAUGCCCAGUCUUUGAGUUCAAGCUCUUCAUCGAUGGGGACCUUGUUGCAUCCAUUUCCAAACCCAACUCCAUCCAGGAGCCCAUUAAAUUACCCUACAUUAUCGAAAAUGGUCUACAUGAACAAACUCUCAAGUUUCCGCUCUUUCAGCAGGAACUUCUGUCCCAGCGCCACUGGAGUCCGGCAGAUAAUCUCGGUCGUUUCAAGCUUAUCAUUAGCGAAGGUGUCUCCCAUGCCUCGACCGGUAACAAGCAUGUCGAAAAACUGAAGAAUCUUGUAGUAUUUUCCUUUCAACAUGCGCCCCAAGAGAUUCUCGAACGCCUGAAGAUUGCAUGGCCCAACCCAGCCAUGUGGCAGCGCCAGCAGACAUCUAUCACCACACCGCAAGCCAAUAGCAACUUUGACAUCAACGACCAGGUAGCCAUGCUCCAGUCACCCUUUACGUUUCAAGACCAUGUCACUUCAGAACAUGAGAAUACAUACCUUGGAAGUACAGGGUUCUCCGCAGGUCUGAACUCUCAGCCCGAAGUACUCAAUGUUCAAAUGUCGUCCUGGACUAACAUAAUUCCUCCACAAACUGAAGACUUUUCGUCACAUAUGUCAACACCACAGGUGCAAGUCUUCAAAGAGAACUCUGACCAAGUCCCAGCAUGGCCAGUUUCUCCCAGGCUCGCUGACAUGUUAUUUGGAUUGGACCCUUCGACGCAGCAAACGUUCUUGCAGCAGCUGUACACUCCAUCUAACGGCAGUGUCCCUAUGCCUUUUGUCCAACCUCAAGCACAGAGGCGGACAGUUCAUCGAUCGACCGAACUCGGCCGAAGUCCUGGGGAUAAUCCUGCAAGGCUUCUUUUCAGUGUGCCGGCUCAGGCGAGCUCACAGGAGUCUUUCAAUUCAGAUACUGUUGAGAGGGUAGCAAAACGGCUACGUCCUAAUACCCCAGCACCUGCAGAAACUCUCAAGGGAGAUCAAGAGCAUAAAGAACCAGAUGCUCAACUGGACUACCGCCGUUUCGAAUUGCUAAGUAUGCCGGGGGAUAUCUGA